This is a messenger RNA of Dicrocoelium dendriticum, 469 nucleotides long. NCBI's taxonomy places the organism in Eukaryota, Metazoa, Platyhelminthes, Trematoda, Plagiorchiida, Dicrocoeliidae. The record is from the annotation of a GenBank genome assembly.
AGAUCACUAAACGCCUACAACAGCUUCGGGCCAAGGGGUACAUAACCGUUGCAUUGUAUGACAGUCUUAGACCUUGUGGCACAAACGUUCCGAGACUUUACGGCUUACCAAAAGUCCAUAAGGCCGACAUCCCGCUUCGUCCUAUUCUGUCAAUGGUUAACUCUCCCUACCACGCAAUUGCCCAGUGGCUUGUAGGAAUUCUUGAGUCGGUGAGACAACAGCUUGUGACUUACAGCCUGCGCGACAGUUUUCAGUUUGUCGAGAGCAUCCAGGAGGCCAAAAGUAAUGAGAAAGGGAUGCUCUCCUUUGAUGUUGUCUCGCUUUUCACUAGCGUCCCGCUGAUCGAAACCAUUGAUUACAUUUGCGAGCAGAUAACGAAGUUGGAAAUUAAGAUUUGUAUACCUGUGCUUGAAGUGAAAAACUUAUUGCUGCGGUGCACAUGUAAUGUGCAAUUUCCAUUUAAUGGUAA